CCCCAGGAGCUGGGAGCGGGUGACCGGCGGCGGGGAAGCGGCCUGGGUUGGCCCUCCGAUUACGGGGUCCUGGGGGCAUCUCGCCGGGUACCCCCUGGCCCGCCUGCAAGGCCUUCCCCGGCCAGAGCAAUGGCCGCCGAGAACAGCAAGCAGUUUUGGAAGAGGAGUGCCAAGCUGCCGGGGAGCAUCCAGCCUGUGUACGGAGCACAACACCCCCCUCUGGACCCUCGGCUCACCAAAAACUUCAUCAAAGAACGGUCAAAAGUCAACGCAGUUCCUUUGAAGAAUAAGAAGGCCUCCAGUUUCCAUGAGUUUGCCCGGAAUACCAGUGAUGCUUGGGACAUUGGCGAUGAUGAGGAAGAGGACUUUUCCUCCCCUUCUUUCCAAACUCUAAACUCAAAAGUUGCUCUGGCGACCGCAGCCCAAGUCCUAGAAAACCACAGCAAGCUGAGGGUGAAACCAGAACGCUCCCAGUCAACAACAUCCGAUGUUCCUGCCAGCUACAAGGUCAUAAAGUCCAGCAGUGACGCUCAGCUGUCCAGAAAUUCCAGUGACACAUGCCUGAGGAAUCCACUCCACAAACAGCAGUCACUCCCUCUCCGACCCAUCAUCCCCCUGGUUGCCCGCAUCUCGGACCAGAAUGCUUCCGGGGCGCCCCCGAUGACUGUCCGGGAGAAAACCCGCCUAGAAAAAUUCCGUCAGCUUCUCUCCAGCCACAACACUGACUUAGAUGAACUGAGGAAGUGUAGCUGGCCGGGGGUUCCCAGGGAGGUUCGACCCAUAACCUGGAGACUCCUGUCGGGCUAUCUCCCAGCAAACACCGAGAGGAGGAAGUUGACCCUGCAGCGGAAGCGGGAGGAAUAUUUUGGCUUCAUUGAGCAGUAUUAUGACUCUCGAAAUGAGGAACAUCACCAGGAUACCUACCGACAGAUUCACAUCGACAUUCCAAGGACAAAUCCUCUCAUUCCAUUGUUCCAGCAGCCGCUUGUACAGGAGAUCUUCGAAAGAAUUCUAUUUAUUUGGGCCAUCCGACACCCUGCCAGUGGGUACGUCCAGGGAAUUAAUGACCUGGUCACUCCGUUCUUUGUCGUCUUCCUCUCAGAAUAUGUGGAAGAGGACGUGGAGAACUUUGACGUGACCAAUUUGUCUCAGGACGUGCUUCGAAGCAUUGAAGCCGACAGCUUUUGGUGCAUGAGCAAGCUGUUAGAUGGGAUCCAGGAUAACUACACCUUUGCACAACCAGGGAUCCAGAAGAAGGUCAAGGCGCUGGAAGAGCUCGUCGGCCGGAUUGAUGAGCAGGUACAUAAUCACUUCAGGAGGUACGAGGUCGAAUACCUACAGUUUGCCUUUCGUUGGAUGAACAACCUGCUCAUGCGGGAGCUUCCCCUUCGCUGCACCAUCCGCCUGUGGGACACAUACCAGUCUGAACCGGAAGGGUUCUCCCACUUUCAUCUCUACGUGUGUGCAGCCUUCUUGAUCAAGUGGAGAAAAGAGAUCUUGGAUGAGGAGGACUUUCAGGGUCUCCUGAUGCUGCUACAAAACCUACCUACGAUCCAUUGGGGCAACGAAGAGAUUGGGCUACUGCUCGCCGAGGCGUACAGACUGAAGUACAUGUUUGCCGAUGCCCCCAAUCACUACCGCCGAUAGGUGCUGUCUCCCCAGGGGGGACCCAGACUGUCCCCAUCUCUGAUGGCAAUCUGAUCACUGUGGCCACUGUGCGAGCCGUGGACUCAGGCCAGGAACCACUCCUGCUGUAAAAAGCUCACAUCCGCCGCCCAGGUCUUAACUCUUUGGCGUGCCUGUCCACCACUCCAUGUCUCUGGAUAUGUUUCUUGGACCACUAUCAGUAUUCCAUGACAUGUGGAUGGGCCCAGCUCUGGGAGAGGACAGGAAAGGAGGUACAGGGUUGUCUGCCCCUUUAAAAGAAACUGGACAGAAGAAGGGGAAGGCUCAGGGUCUCAACUCACAUUGUCCCUACAUGGACGGACUGUCUCUUGCCUCCCGGCCCCAACUGAUGCCGUUGCUUUUUGUGACAUGGUUUCAUUUGAUCACAGGUCAAAAAACGCCUUAUGUUUUCAAAAGACUCCUGGCCCCUCCCCCUCCCCUCCCUCCCUGGUUCCUAGCCCUUCCCCCUCUGCCCUCGUGUGAGCCGGUGAGGGGCAGUUUUAGACUGUUGUUCUCAGAUAGAGGAGGCACUGAUGCUUAUAAGUCUGGGAAGAGGCCUACACCCAAGGGCUAGGAAUUUUAGUUUUCCUUUUCUCACCAGAUGUCUGUAUGUGUGCCUGCGUUCAUGUGUGUACGUGGGCAUCCACACCCAUCGGCAUUUAGUUACGUGUCCGAAUUCAUGUGUCCAGACCAGCCCUGUCACGACCCGCUGGGAAGGGCCCCUCGGUGACCAAGUAUAUAAGCAUCCCUUGAGAAGGAUCAGGGCAGGGGGAGGGAGAAGGGGCUUUUUACCUCUCCAAACCCUUUUUCCAUGAUGACCCACUCCAAGAUAUUAUGUGUAAAUUGUGUUAUUAUGUAUAUGGGUAAAGAUGUACAAAUAUACGUCCUCUUUGUAGCAGAUAUGAUUUUAUAUUUAUAAUGUGCAUCAACAUGUGAAAGCAAUCUAGGUCACUAGCACAGAUGACGUCGCCAGGCAGGUGGGCCCAGCGCCUCCAGGUCGGUUUCUGGGCCCCCCCUGUGAGGGAGCGGGUGGGCGUCUGCCAGAGCAAGUGGCGCUGAGCAGAUGGAGCUGCUGUGACAACCAGCGGUGGCCGUCCCAAGCGUCAGCGGCUGAGUUUUUCUGUCUCCCCCUCUCCCCACCCCUCCCCGGGUCUUUGUGGAGCGUCAGCCCCACUCCUUCCCCCUGUUGGGCAGACAGAGCCCCCCUGCCCCCCACCCCUCACCCCUAGCCACCUCCCAGAGAGCAUGUUUUCAGCCCUUCCCUUUCCCCAGGAUGCUGGGGGAGAGCUUUUGUUUUUCCGUUUUAAGUCAGCGUUGUAUUCAAGACAUAGCUGUGACUGACUCAUCAGUGCCAAGGAGAAAGGGGUUUCCUGUGUCUCCCUGGGGUUGAGGGCUCUUCUCCGAGAGAAGCAUCCAGCGUCCCCCACUGUCACCACCAUACCCCACACCGCUCAUGAGAUGCGUGAGGUGUGUUUGAUUUCUAGAGUUCCGUAGUGGAGAGGCGGGGGGGAUGGUGGCAAGGAGCCGUCGUCCUCUUGGGAAGCCGGUCAGUGUCCCCAGUGGGUGACGCCCUUGAGUCUCCGCCAGUGAAGCUCCACCACGCUGGCGUGUUACAUUUCUCAUCUGGAGCUGUUUCUCAGGCAUUCUUCCCAACCUUCUCCUGUUCCCCUUCAGUGUGCCUCAGUAGUCUCCUUCACAGAGCAAGAGGGCGGUGACCCUCCCUCAACCGGACUAAUUAAAGAAAGACACUUGUGUUCCCAAGUGGUGGUUUUAUUUUUUUAGUUUUUAUGUUUGUAUGGAAAUUGUGGAUAAAGUGAAAGAAUUGUAAAUAAAUAGUGUAUUUCCUCCUCCACUGCUGAUUUUUCUCCCAUGGAUUUGUGUAACCUGGAACCUAAGGCGUGCCCUUCGGUCAGGUUUUUCUUGCUGAUGCCAGUAAGGAUGGGGGACACAUUUUCCAUAGGGCAAGCCGGGGAUCGAC
Messenger RNA from Prionailurus viverrinus (fishing cat), 3643 nucleotides. It is a transcript of the gene TBC1D22B, whose product is annotated as TBC1 domain family member 22B. The coding region runs from base 130 to 1647 and encodes 505 amino acids. Gene Ontology annotation, biological process: activation of GTPase activity. NCBI's taxonomy places the organism in Eukaryota, Metazoa, Chordata, Mammalia, Carnivora, Felidae. The transcript is spliced from 13 exons. The record is from RefSeq and is a predicted model, not a curated record. Gene Ontology annotation, molecular function: GTPase activator activity.